Molecule: messenger RNA, 491 nt
Organism: Sinocyclocheilus anshuiensis
Lineage: Eukaryota; Metazoa; Chordata; Actinopteri; Cypriniformes; Cyprinidae
Product: cytochrome b-c1 complex subunit 8-like
Exons: 3
Coding region: 102-350 (82 amino acids)
Biological process (GO): mitochondrial electron transport, ubiquinol to cytochrome c
Cellular component (GO): respiratory chain complex III
Source: RefSeq, a predicted model, not a curated record
CAAGAGGAAACGGAUGUGACUUCAGGUUGCACGCGGAAGUUGUUAGAAUCCACAGCACUACAAGGGUGUCAGAGAGCAGUGAGGUCAGCUUUCUUGGCACAAUGGGUCAUCACUUCGGAGAUUUGGCCAAGAUAAGGCAUGUGAUCACCUACAGUAUUUCUCCCUUUGAACAGAGGGCUUUCCCAAACUACUUUUCUAAGGGAAUCCCAAAUGUGUGGAGACGAUUCAAAACAUCUGUAUUCAAGGUUGCACCACCCAUGGUUCUGAUGUACCUGACCUACACAUGGGGCAAUCGUGUUCAUGAACAGAGCAAAAGAAAGAAUCUUGAAGACUAUGAGAAUGACCAGUGAAAUCGCUCAGCUGAAGAUCCUUGUGUAACAACUUGUUUCUGCUCAAUAAAGAAAAUAUUUAUGUGAAAAAUGGAUUGCUGACUUGUUGCCACUUAAUCACUUCGUUUCAGUUUAAUUGUUUAAUAAAGUACCUUAAUAUGA